AUGUCGCUUCUCUCGCAGUGGCACGAGAACUUGCUCGCGCACGCGGGAGGCGCCCUCACCGCCACCGUGUACUACGGGCAGGGCCGCGACAAGUCGGGGGCGACGCUGCUCGACCACGACGUCGUGAUCACCACCUACGGCACCCUGGCUUCGGAGCACUCCUCCUUCGCCGCGAGCGAGGCCGCCUCCGCCGAGAGCGCCGCCCAAGGCAAGCCGGGCCCCUUCUUUCGCGCCGUGCGAAAGCCGCCGCUGCUCGCGGCGCGCUGGCGGCGCGUCGUGCUCGACGAGGCGCACACGAUCAAGGGGCGCGCGACGCAGCAGGCCAAGGCCGCUUUCGCCCUCGAUUGCGAGUGCCGGUGGGCCGUCUCGGGCACGCCGGUCCAGAACGCCCUCGACGACCUCUUCUCGUUGCUCCACUUCCUGCGCCUCGCGCCGUUCGACGACUACGCCUACUGGCGGCAGAACGUGCUGCAGCCCAUCGAGGAGCGACAAGGCGCAGAAAAGGUGGUCGCCGCCUUUGGUCUCCUCCGCGGCGCUCUCGACCCCCUCCUGCUGCGGCGCACGAAGAGCACGCGCGGCGCCGACGGGCAGCCAAUCGUGGCGCUUCCCCCCCGAGCGACGCACAUCGAGUGGCUGCUCCUGUCGGAGGAGGAGAGGGACUUUUACGACGCGCUACGCACGCAGUCGCGCGUGCGCUUCGACGCCUUCGUCGCGGAAGGGCGCGUGCUCAACAACUACGCGACCGUGCUGCACAUGCUGCUGCAGCUGCGGCAGGCGUGCGACCACCCGUACCUCGUGCUCGCGCGCUCGGGCGCCGACGCGGACAUCUCGCGGCUCGGCGCGCGCUUGCUGCGGCAGUGGCAGAGCGAGCAGGGCGGCGACUCGCAGCCGUCCGCCGCCGCCUCGGCCCAGUUCCUCGAGCGGACGAUGCGCGAGCUCGAGAGCGCCGGCGGCGGCCCCGCGAGCGACGCGCCGAGCGAGUGCGUCAUAUGCCUCGACCAGUUCGACGACCCGGUGCUGACCCGCUGCUCGCACACCUUUUGCCGCGAGUGCCUUCUCGGCUGCCUCGGGCCGGCCGGGCGAGCGCCGUGCCCCGUCUGCCGCGAGCUGGUGGAGCGUGGCAGCCUGGUGACGGUCCCUGGCUCGCGCUUCGCCGUCGACCUCGACUCGCACUGGAAGGCGUCUGCCAAGCUGGAGGCGCUCAUGGCGGACGUGCGCGAGACGCUCGCCACGCCCCUCCCGCCGCCCGCCGUGCCGGCGGUCGGCGCGGACGAGCCGCCCGACGACGUGGGCAAGCUGGUGAUCGUGUCGCAGUGGACGUCGAUGCUCGACCUCGUGCAGCGGCCCCUCGAGGCGGCGGAGCUCCGCUUCGAGCGGCUCGACGGCAAGCUCUCGCAGCCGGCGCGCGCGAGCGUGCUCAAGCGCUUCGCCGCGCGCGACGGGCCUCGCAUCCUCCUCCUCUCGCUCCGCGCGGGCGGCGUCGGCCUCAACCUCGUGUCUGCGCAGACGCUCUACCUGCUCGACCCUUGGUGGAACCCCGCCGUCGAGGAGCAGGCGGUCAACCGGAUCCACCGCAUCGGCCAGCGGUAUCCGGUGCGCAUCAAGCGCUUCCUCGUGCAGGACUCCAUGGGGGUGGAGGACUUCAAGUUCCUCUUCCACUAG
Messenger RNA from Emiliania huxleyi CCMP1516, 1662 nucleotides. RefSeq lists its product as hypothetical. The transcript is spliced from 4 exons. Bases 1 to 1662 code for a protein of 553 amino acids. The record is from RefSeq and is a predicted model, not a curated record. Gene Ontology annotation, molecular function: ATP binding; ATP-dependent chromatin remodeler activity. NCBI's taxonomy places the organism in Eukaryota, Haptophyta, Isochrysidales, Noelaerhabdaceae.